CAUCCUCUCCAUGAUGUGGGAACUGAGAUCCGUUGCCUUCACCCGGGCUGUCCUUGCAGAAUUUCUGGCCACAUUGAUCUUCAUCCUCUUUGGCCUGGGCUCUGCACUCAACUGGCCUUCAGCAUCCUCCCCCAGCAUCCUUCAGAUCGCCCUGGCUUUUGGCUUGGCCAUCAGCACUCUGGUCCAAGCUCUGGGGCACAUCAGUGGAGCUCACAUCAACCCAGCAGUGACAGUGGCUUCCCUCAUAGGCUCCCAGGUCUCCUUCCUCCGUGCAGUCUUCUAUGUGGUGGCCCAGCUCCUGGGGGGGGUGGUGGGAGCUGCCAUCCUCCACGAGAUCACCCCUGCAGAUUCCCGGGAAGGCUUGGCCAUCAACAAGCUGCACAACGGGACCACCACGGGGCAGGCAGUGACUGUUGAGCUCUUCCUCACCUUCCAGCUGGUCCUCUGCAUCUUUGCUUCGACUGAUGAGCGCCGGGAGGACAACCUGGGCUCUCCUGCCCUCUCCAUUGGCCUUUCUGUUGCCGUGGGGCAUCUCCUUGGGAUCCGUUACACCGGCUGCUCCAUGAACCCAGCCCGGUCCUUCGCUCCCGCUGUGAUCGUCGGAGACUUCAGUGACCACUGGGUCUUCUGGGUGGGCCCCCUUCUUGGGGCAGCAGCUGCCUCCAUCAUCUACAAUUAUAUCCUCUUCCCACAAGCCAAAACCUUCUCAGAGAGACUUGCCAUCCUCAAGGGCUGUGAGCCAGAGGAGGACUGGGCAGAACGGGAGGUCCGGAGGCGGCAGUCGAUGGAACUCCACUCCCCACAGACCCUGCCAAGGGGGAUGUCCGAGAAGGUGUAGCCAAACCUUCUCCUGGGUUGAGGGAGGAGCUAGGGA
Calypte anna (Anna's hummingbird) is the source of this 874-nucleotide messenger RNA. It is a transcript of the gene AQP2, whose product is annotated as aquaporin 2. The transcript has 4 exons. The record is from RefSeq and is a predicted model, not a curated record. Gene Ontology annotation, biological process: transmembrane transport. Gene Ontology annotation, molecular function: water channel activity. Lineage: Eukaryota; Metazoa; Chordata; Aves; Apodiformes; Trochilidae. The coding region runs from base 11 to 838 and encodes 275 amino acids. Gene Ontology annotation, cellular component: plasma membrane; apical plasma membrane.